Molecule: messenger RNA, 2619 nt
Organism: Daldinia caldariorum
Lineage: Eukaryota; Fungi; Ascomycota; Sordariomycetes; Xylariales; Hypoxylaceae
Exons: 5
Coding region: 170-2122 (650 amino acids)
Source: RefSeq, a predicted model, not a curated record
CCGACGUCGACUCACGCGGCGCGCAUCACGACGCGUCUCGCAACACGCUUUCACCUUACCAAGUAUUUGUAUAACUUACCUAAACCCCCUACAUCGUAUGCACUGUAGUAUGAAACUGAAUUCUAUGUAAAAACGAUAGUAUACAAGGUUCUUUACGUCUGGAAGCAAAAUGGCCACCAGCCGUGAAGAGCGUAUGCAACAGCGCAUGCGUGGAGCUGGACGCCACGAAGUUGCCGAUGACUCUUUUGGUUUUGUCCUCCCAGGCGUCGAAGCCUCUCCAGCUCCCUCGCCGGCUCCCUCAUCUAUCCCCCCACCAUCGUCUAUAGCACGAUCAGAGCCUAAUACCUCUGCGAAGCGACGUCGACUAAGCCCCAAAACCGACUUACAAAGUUUCCAACCUCCCUCUAGUGCGCUUAGAGCUUCUAGAAGAACAUCAGCGCGGCUUAGUGGGGGGUCUGAUCCUUAUGCCGCUAUCGAACAAGAGAGUCCCGAGGGUGCAUCAGAACCCUCCGUAGCGCCGAGUCCACCGCUUCAGGAACCUCAGAACGAUGCCACCCUGGAAUCCAUACCCGCUGUUAUAGAGCGCCCCGAAUCACGCGGAUCUGUGGCCUCUCCACCAUCCACGGGGCACAUAGCAGAAGAAGUUACGGAAAGUCCUGCUGAAGCUCCGGGAAGCGGACACAGACGCUCGGUUAGGGUUCUUCCCGAGAGUGUCACGCGAAGUGCGAAAUUGCUAAAAGCCGUGGCGGACGAAGAAGCCGGAGCUACGGUCGAGCUCACUUAUUCCUCACCUUUGGCACGGAAGAGCAGGAUCAGCGCUGCUACUUUACCCGCUUCUUCAGCCCGAUCCACUCGAACAGUAACGAGAGCAUUCGGGGGUCUCGCACUCGGUGGUAUCGAGGAGCAGUCGCCGGCAGCCCGACCGGCGCGAAGAAGCGAUGCUACGGCAAGUACUGGGUCUGCGCGAUCCACGCGAAGUCAAACUAGACUGGCCACGCCUAGUAUAGUAGACGCAUUGUCUUCGUCUCCCCAGGCUGCGGGCACUGCUAGUCCCAAGAAGCCCCAGCCGAGGGUGAGGCCCAAGCCCAUAGUUGAGGAGCCCCCUGAAAUUCAAGUCCAACCAGCCGAAGAAGAACCUCAAGAGGAAGCUCCGGAGAAAGCAGCUGCUCCGAACGAGGAGGCCGAAGCAAUUGACGUUCAAACGGCCGCACGGAAGAUUGGCCGAAAACGCCCGCGGGCGAGUCCGCCUCGGGAAGCGUCACCAGAACUACAUUCCAGAGUCGAAGAUGAACAUGAGCGACCAGCGAAGAAAAUCAGAAAGAAAAAAGCGCGAGGCAGCCCGGCUGUGCAAUCCCACCCUAAGCCUCCGAAGGAGAAGAAGAAGAAAAAAGAUAAGCAACCACCAAAGAGACGCAGCGAUGGCGGAGCGAUUCCCAUCAUUGUCCAGAGAUACACGAAGCGGAUGCAUCUGAACGAAGAUGACACUAAUGGUGACAUACUCAACGCCGAAAUCCCGUUUUCCAACCGCGGCGGCGUCAACGUGAUUGAUGUGCUGUCGCAAGUAUGCGACGAAGUCGUCGAGUCCAGCCUGGAGACGCUCCACGAGGCGGCUGUAAAGGCGAAGGAUUCGGCUACGAAAAAGGAGUUCAGGACGAAACUCCGAGCUCUGGAGGCGUUCAAGGAGGAGCUUCGAACACGUCUCUUGGAACACACUAUUGCCCUCGAUACCAUGCAUGCGCUUAAGAAGCGUGUGCGAUCGGUGCAGAAGGACAAGCUUACGCUUCGAACGGAAAUAAUGCGCAUCCGCGCCGAGAGAGAGGAAGUCGCUCUGAAGAUGGAUGCGGUGAGGAUGCGGCAUGAGGCAGCAAACAAAGAAACACUGCAUCAAUUGGAACUCUCCUCCGCGAUGGACGACAUUGAACUAGCCAUCGAGAACGGGAAAUCAGCUCCAAGUCUCAACUCGAAGGAAAAGAAAGCAGCCGAGCUUUCGAACCUAGAGCUGUUGAUUUCUAGGGUGGCCAGCCAGGUCAGUGGUGGUAGUGACGGCGGUGGAAGUCUCAAACAAAUCAAGGACUUCAACGCUUUUCUCGAGCGCACCGCCGCCGCUCUCGAGAGAAGAUGAUGAUCAACAUGUAUGACUUAACCUGACUGAGCCGACUUCUCUUUAUGAUUAUUUUUUUUACACCUAACCUAGUGUUUGAUGACCGUACCAGCCGCACCGACUAUCCGUGUUUUUAAGAGAUAAUUCAUACAUACUCGAAAUACUCAAAGCGGCUUUAAAAUAAGAGACCAGUAAUGACCUCAUGUACGUAUAUUAUACGAGAAAGCUUCCAUAGGAGGAAAUGCUCGCUGGAUGGCGUCAAAUAGAUACCUCAUACAUAACACAAUUGCACAGCCCUUAGCAGUAACAUUGUAUCAAGUCAUUCUUUUGACAGUAUCUCGCGAUACCUGGGGAUGUCUGAGGCGAGAAUUGCACACCGCUAAGGCUACGAUGUUUCGACGUCGAGAUCUGCACACAUAUACAGAUGAUCGACAUGACUAAUAAAUCCUCCCACGUUACUUUCUCGUCUUACUGUCAUCGUGGCAGAGUGGAUACGCAUAUAUCCAUUACCCAACAAC